AUGUCACCGUCUGCACUCCACGACGAGCUCACGUCAACUGUCCUCUCUGCCAUCGAGUCGCUCCCGCAGACGCGCAAAGCGAGCUUACUCCUCGAUCAGGCCCUGGCCUUGUUGGAAGCGGGGCGAUAUGGCGACGAAGUCGAGAGAUAUCUGGACGUGUUUCUGAGGACACCCGGAUUGCCGCAGGAUGCUGUUGCUCGGGCGCUUGUUGCUCGAGGCAAAGCUAGGAAAGAGGCCGGACAGCGGUUGCUUAUGAAGAGUGAGCAAGACUUCCAGCUUGCAGCAAAGAUCGACCCGUCGAUAAAGGACAUCCCAGUUCAUAUUCGGCGUGAUAGGCUUAUAUCCACAUCAAAUGUUCCUGUGCUAAGAAGGGUGCCCGCUGAAAUCUGGGAAAACAUCGCCGAGUUCAUUCCUCGAUAUUUUCUUCGCACUUGGCUCUUCGUCUCCUCGUUCUAUCGUGACAUCGCCGCUCGCGUGAUCUUCCGAACCGUGGAUCUAUACUUUGGUGAGGACCAAGAAGGUCAAAAUCGAGGCUUGGACAUCCUCGAUCGAGUCAAGGCGGAUCCCGUGUUUGCGAGGUACAUCAAGACGCUGAGGCUGCACUGGGCUCAUGAAGAGGGUGAACUGCUAGAUCUCAUAUGUCGACUGUUUCGCACAGCUCUUCCUGGGUUCAUUGCCCUCAAGGAAUUCGAAUGGAUCGGGUAUCCCGAAUUGCAGGCGGACAUGGUCGAGGCCAUAUUAAGCACCCACCCGCAUCUUGACAAACUAGGUCUGAUAGGAUGGCACUUUGACGCCGUCGGCGUCUCUCGUUUCAAGCAUCUACGUAAAUUCACACUCCGUGCAGAGGACGACGACGGAUUCGCGGACAUGGGCGAAGUGCGCACAGUGUUAGACAACAACGCGUCGACGCUGAGACACCUCGUGCUGGGCGCAUAUCUGAAACGGACACAUUCUUGGGACAGCGCGUUUCAGUCCACAACGAUCCAGAAUUUGACUCAGCUGGACCUGUUCGACACUCGGAUCUCGCAUGUCGUCCUCGCGCGCAUCGCGCAUGCGCACCGCUUGCAGAGCCUUACCUUGCACGGCACAUUCGAGCAACCAGGCGCGGCGUCGGUGGUAUUCGGGAGUGACCAUAUUAUCGAUGGCCAACAUACGUUCUUGCCGCAUCUGGAAGCAUUUCGGUUUGUUCUCGUCGGGCACGACGACAAUCUGGCAUUGUUCCAGUCGGUGAUGCAGUUCCUGAGGGGCCGAAAGGGUCUGAGGCGGCUGGACCUGGGAGGAUGCUCUUGGGAAUUGAUGCUGGGUGUUCUGCCUGAGCUGACAGGUUUGCGAGUGCUUCGAGUACGGAUAGCGAAUCUGACUUCAAAGUCAGUGGAGGGUCUGGUACAGAGCAUACCGCGAGAUAUGGUUGCGAUCCACCUGUCUGCCAUCGUUUGGGAUACACCUUUGCACUUCUUCGCGCAAUCAUUCCGCCGGUUCACGUCCCUGUCGAUACUCCACUUGCACGGGUCACACGUCCGCCGGCCUCAGCACAACCUGAUGUCGGAAAGAGAAUACCACAUCCAAUCCGAUAUAUGGAAUUCCGGGGCACGGCACAUCGCGAUCACGCUGCCUUCGUUACAUUUCGUUGGUUGGCACGGGGAGCAUUACGUGGUGGUGCGGUGGCCUGGGGACGUGGAACUGAAGGAGCUGCCGGUUCGGCGACGGCUGGAUUGUGGGAAGGGGGUGAAUUUGGGGACCGACGAUGCUGCAUGGAUGGAACGAAAGGAUGUUCCGAUGGACUAUGAGAUGUCUGGGAUAGAGGUAUGACCUUACGAGGUAGACCUACUGGAGUCAAACUUGCAUGUUUCCAGGAGGGUGUGUGGCUCUUGCCAAUGGCAGUGUCUGUUCG
This is a messenger RNA of Heterobasidion irregulare TC 32-1, 1891 nucleotides long. RefSeq lists its product as uncharacterized. The coding region runs from base 1 to 1809 and encodes 602 amino acids. NCBI's taxonomy places the organism in Eukaryota, Fungi, Basidiomycota, Agaricomycetes, Russulales, Bondarzewiaceae. The record is from RefSeq and is a predicted model, not a curated record. The transcript is spliced from 7 exons.